This is a messenger RNA of Gorilla gorilla gorilla (western lowland gorilla), 758 nucleotides long. RefSeq lists its product as uncharacterized. Lineage: Eukaryota; Metazoa; Chordata; Mammalia; Primates; Hominidae. The record is from RefSeq and is a predicted model, not a curated record. Bases 1 to 609 code for a protein of 202 amino acids. The transcript has a single exon.
AUGAAUAUAUUCAUGACAUUUGUAAUAAAUGUCUUGAGAAAGAAUUUGUUUCAUGGCUUCAUGGUCAUCACUCAAGCUCCCCUAAGGAUGUUACCGUCUCAGAAAAGGAUCAGGACUCCAUGUCACAGUCCUGCCAUCUUACUUUCCUCUUGUCGAGUUCUGAGUGGAAAUAACUGCAUUGUGGCUGCUUUAACCUCAGUCAUCAAAAGAAACUUGCUGUUUUUUAGGCUUGUUCUUCUUCCUUUGUGGUUAAUUUUCCUGUAUAUUGUGAAAAUGGGGGAUUUUCCCUCUGCCCCCACCCACCUAAACACAGCAGCCAUUUGUACCUGUUUGCUUCCCAUCCCACUUGGCACCCACUCUGGCCUCUUGUCAGUUUCCUGUUCCUGGUUCCGUCUUUUUGAAAAAGGUCCUCCUUUGAGCUACAAACAUCUGGUAAGACAAGUACAUCCACUCAUGAAUGCAGACACAGCAGCUGGUGGUUUUGUGUAUACCCGUAAAGACAAGCUGAGAAGCUUACUUUUUGGGGAAGUAAAAGAAGAUGGAAAUGGAUGUUUCAUUUGUAUGAGUUUGGAGCAGUGCCGAAGGCCAAAGCCGCCUACUGGUUUGUAGUUAACCUAGAGAAGGUUGAAAAAUUAAUCCUACCUUUAAAGGGAUUUGAGGUAGGCUGGAUUCCAUUGCCACAGGACUUUAGUUAGAAUUAAAUUCCUGCUUGUGAUUUAUAUCCAUGUUUAGGCUUUUCAUAAGAUGAAACAUGCCAC